This is a messenger RNA of Rhipicephalus microplus (southern cattle tick), 618 nucleotides long. RefSeq lists its product as uncharacterized. NCBI's taxonomy places the organism in Eukaryota, Metazoa, Arthropoda, Arachnida, Ixodida, Ixodidae. The record is from RefSeq and is a predicted model, not a curated record.
AUGGCCUAUUGCCGAGCAUGCAAGGUGGAAUUGCGGCCCCACGUUCAAGACCUAAAGCUGCACUCCACUAGGGUCAAGCAUGCAAACAACAUGAAGCGUUCCGCUGGUCCAGCAGCGGGGCCUCUGGCAUCGUUUGUGGACAGAAGACCCAGGGAGCCAUGUUCCAGUUCUUCUGACGACCUCAAGGUAGCAGAGCUGCGCUUGGCUGCUCAUUUGGCUGUUCACGGAAGCUUCCUGACGGCGGACCACUUGACGCCCGUGAUCAGUGGGUGCUUCAGCGAUUCGGUGUUGGCGUCGGCCGUCACCUUGGGGAGAACGAAGGUACUGGGGCCAACAUUUAGAGAAGAGCUCUUGAAGGACAUGACUGCUGCACAAUAUUCAUUGAUUGUGGAUGAGAGCACGGACGUCUCGUGCACGAAGGAGCUAGCCGUCGUGGCGCGCUUUUUUUCUCGCAGCAAAAGGGAUUUUCUUACAGCCUUUCUCGGCUUGGUGCCAGUGACCGAUGCAUCCGCGGAAGGGCUAUUUUCUGAGUUGAAGGCGCUGUUAGAUGCUUGCAAACUGAACAUCAAAUGUUGUAACCUGACAAUGCGGAGUGGGAGCAGCACAUAUUGCAUGUGA